GUACAGCGGCGGAAACGUAGAAAAUCGUUAGAAUCCUUUGAACCAAACAAACUUUCCCCAUCACCACAUAAAACCGGGCAGCAGCAGCUGUCCUGGAAAAACAACGAACAAUUCCGAAAAGAAGCUAUGAAUGUCGUCUGGCGAGUUCUGUUCUACAUCGGAGUCCUAUGGCGAUUUCACGAAUGUGAGCAAUUAGCCACCAAAAAGUGCCCGUCCCGGUGCAUUUGCCUGUCGCAGACUGAGGUCAUGUGCAACAGUGGCGAACUGCGGGAAAUUCCACUCACCCACAUGCCGUUCACGGUGGAAACGCUGUCACUGCAGAAGAACAUCUUUCUGGUAAUUAAAAGCGACGCAUUUGUAGGACUGAAAGCCCUACAUAAACUGUCGCUCGAUAGGAACAAUAUCACCACGAUCAAACCGUUUGCCUUCCGGGGGCUUCCUCGGUUGCGACACCUCUCCAUUCAGCACACCCCACUGGCAACGGUGGCAUCGUUCGCGUUCGCCGGGCUGCAGAACGUAUCGGAAAUAACGCUGCAGCACAACAAGAUUCUGCGAAUCGAAGCCUACGCCUUUGCCGGCUCGGCCGGGAUCCGGUGGCUCAAUUUGGCUGACAAUCCCACGAUAGUGGUCGAGAAGAAUGCAUUCUCCAACCUGGUAUCGGUGGAACGACUGGUGUUGCCAUCGGGGAUUCGGAACAUUUCGCAGGAUGCGUUCAGCGCACUGGAUAUGGUCGGCUAUCUAAAACUCUCCUUCAUGGACCUAACGGAGGUGAGUGCAUACACCUUCCGCGGCCUGACCAACGUGAAGAUCCUGUCGCUGCAGGAAUCCGACCUCGGAGUCAUCAGUGCCAACGCAUUCGACGGGCUGGAGCACGUCGACACGCUCAACAUCCUAAACAACAAGAUAGAUGCCAUCCAAGAGCUAAACAUCACGUACGCCAAUCACAUCAAAACGCUCCGGCUGCAGGGCAAUCAUCUACUGGAGACACCGGAACCGGGCAGCAUCACCCUGGAAGGGCUCAGCCAACUGCACGUGGUAGGUAACUAUUUCCCCUGCGGUUGCCACAUUCACACCCUGCUGGAGAGCCCAGUGGCGAACGGGACCUACGGCAAUGGAGAGGAUUUCCUCUCGAAAAACUACUGCAUCUCGCCACUCGAGGUCAACGGCCUGCAGAUGAGCCAGAUCGAUAUCUUCGCCAUCGGCCGGUGCCACGAGCAGGUGACGCGUGAAAACCUGGAAGCGUCCGGAGCGGCCACUCGGCAGCACUAUUUGGCCGUUCUUCUGGGCGGCCGAGGACGACGCCCGGAAAGCAGCGCCAGUGGGAAUUGCUGCAGCAGCAAUAGUAACAGCAGUAGCAGUAGUUGGUGCGGCUGGUGGUGGAAUAGAAUCAAUUAUUCAACCGUCGCACUGCUGCACCUGUAUUACGCUUUGGCACUGUUAGCUUAUUUUAAAUAUUUCAGACUGAAAAUCAGUUGA
Ochlerotatus camptorhynchus is the source of this 1476-nucleotide messenger RNA. Its product is annotated as chondroadherin. The record is from RefSeq and is a predicted model, not a curated record. Lineage: Eukaryota; Metazoa; Arthropoda; Insecta; Diptera; Culicidae. The transcript is spliced from 3 exons. Gene Ontology annotation, cellular component: extracellular matrix. Gene Ontology annotation, molecular function: protein binding. The coding region runs from base 127 to 1476 and encodes 449 amino acids.